This is a messenger RNA of Pieris macdunnoughi, 663 nucleotides long. The record is from the annotation of a GenBank genome assembly. NCBI's taxonomy places the organism in Eukaryota, Metazoa, Arthropoda, Insecta, Lepidoptera, Pieridae.
AUGUCGGUCACAAAUGUUGACACGGUAGAGAAGUUCAACACUUUAAUAGGAUCAUCAAGUUUAACCGUAGUUCACUUUUCUGCUGAAUGGGCUGAACAAUGCAAGCAAGUUACUGAUGUUCUGAAGGAAUUACUGAAAUUGCCAGAAAUACUCUCAAGUGGUAGCCAAUUUGGAGUAUGCGAUGCUGAAAAUCUUUCAGAGGUUUCAUUGAAAUUUAAGGUAGAUUCAGUACCAACAGUUAUAUUAUUUAGAAACAGCAAACAAAUUGAUAGAGUUGAUGGUGUGGAUGUAGCACAAAUAUCAUCUAAAGUGAAAACUCACAGUAUUGGCAAAGCAAUUAGUGAAGAAAUUCCUAAACAAUCACUGGAAGAUAGAUUAAAAACCCUAAUUAAUAAACACAAUGUUAUGAUAUUCAUGAAAGGAACAAGGGAUGCUCCAAGGUGUGGGUUCAGUAAAACACUUAUUGGAAUUUUGAAUGGAACGGGAAUUCAAUAUGAGACCUUUGAUAUUUUAAUGGAUGAAGAAGUUCGUCAAGGUUUGAAAGUUUUCUCUGAUUGGCCUACAUAUCCACAGGUGUAUGUUAAAGGAGAAUUAAUUGGGGGUCUUGAUAUUAUAAAAGAACUUCAGGGAAAUGGUGAAUUAGAAGCUACACUUAAUGCAUAA